Messenger RNA from Callorhinchus milii (elephant shark), 939 nucleotides. RefSeq names its product protein FAM83A (gene sack1a). Lineage: Eukaryota; Metazoa; Chordata; Chondrichthyes; Chimaeriformes; Callorhinchidae. The annotation marks the transcript as partial. The record is from RefSeq and is a predicted model, not a curated record. The transcript is spliced from 5 exons. Gene Ontology annotation, biological process: epidermal growth factor receptor signaling pathway.
AUGCACAAAUAUGUAAAAACAGACUGGUAUUGGCAAAAGAACGUUGGGAAAAUCAAGAGACGGCUGGAAGAUAUCAAAAACCAGUGGGCAGCUGCACUGGGGUUGGACCUGAGUCACAGUGAAAGCGCAAGACUGGCUACAGAUGCUCUGCUGGAUAGUGGGGCUGAGGCUUACCACAACGUGCUGACUGAGGAGGGUGAGGUGGACUUUCUGUCUCCUUUAGAGAUCCAGUACAUCAUCAGGAACUCCAAGGAUGGUCAGCAGCUGGAGGAGACUAACAAGGAAGAAGCACAAAAGCAGCUUGAGGUGACAGAUCUCUCCUCCAACCUGUCUGCCACCUACUUGCCAAUGGUCUCGGAGAGCCAUGGCCCCAUGCUAGAACAAGGCUGGCCAAUGUCUGAUAAAAGGUACUACCUGAAGGGACCCUCAAACAUCAAUGUUUUCUUUCAGACUGAAAAAUCCCACAACAUCAAAGAUAUUAUACGCCUGUACAUCAGCCAGGCAACCGAGUUAAUAGCUAUUGUGAUGGACAUCUUCACCGAUGUUGACAUCUUCUGUGAUAUACUCGAAGCAGCCAACAAACGAGGUGUCAUAGUUUACUUGUUGUUGGACCAGAGCUCUGUAAAAUAUUUCAGCGAAAUGUGCAAGAAACUCAAGAUUGACAACAGCCACCUAAAGAAUGUAGGGGUUCGAAAAGUGUCUGGUGAUAUAUACUGUGCAAAAUCCGGGAAAAAAUUCUUAGGGCAAAUUCAUGAAAAAUUUAUCAUCAUAGACUGUGUACAUGUGUUUGCAGGUUCAUACAGUUUUACUUGGCUGUCAGAUCAAGUUCACAGGAACUUUGUGACCAUUUUCUCAGGACACAUCGUUGAACUAUUCGACACUGAGUUCCGCAGGCUCUAUGCUCAGUCUAAGCCAGUCAGUGAGUUAAAGUCGCCCAGG